Messenger RNA from Staurois parvus, 673 nucleotides. The record is from the annotation of a GenBank genome assembly. Lineage: Eukaryota; Metazoa; Chordata; Amphibia; Anura; Ranidae.
AUGCAAUUGGUUCAUCUCGAUCUCAAGGGAGCUCCUCUGAAGAUUUCUUACUAUGAGCAGAUAUUUCCACUGUUUUCCAAGCUGGGGGCCAACGGACUACUCAUUGAAUAUGAGGACAUGUUUCCAUUUACCGGAGAGCUGGAGAUCCUGAAGUCUCCAUACGCUUAUAGCGAAGAGGACAUUGGAAGAAUAUUGCACCUUGCUGAGAUUAAUAAUCUAGAAGUGGUACCCCUCAUACAAACAUUUGGACACAUGGAGUACAUUCUGAAGCAUGACAAGUACAAAGUUCUGAGAGAAGUGGAGCGUUACCCCAACAGUCUAAACCCCCACUCUGCAGAGUCUAUGCCCUUGCUGAAGAAGAUCUUGACUCAAGUUCUUGACAAGCAUCCAAAGACCAACUGGAUGCACAUUGGAGCAGAUGAGGUCUACCAUCUGGGAGAAGGACAGGAUUCCAAGGCCUGGCUGAACAAUAACCAAGGAGACCUGGGGAAAAUGUUCCUGAUCCAUCUGAAGAACGUGGUGGACUUCUUGCACACUCAGUACCCUGAGAAAAGUCUGCUCAUGUGGGAUGACAUGCUUCGAAAAACUCAGUGUGGAAAGCAUUAGUGAUGCUGCAAUUACAGAGUUUGUGUCUCCUGUCCUGUGGCUAUACCAUACAAACUUCAACAUGGCA